Messenger RNA from Monoraphidium neglectum, 501 nucleotides. RefSeq lists its product as hypothetical. The transcript has a single exon. The coding region runs from base 1 to 501 and encodes 166 amino acids. The record is from RefSeq and is a predicted model, not a curated record. Lineage: Eukaryota; Viridiplantae; Chlorophyta; Chlorophyceae; Sphaeropleales; Selenastraceae.
AUGACGACGAGGGAGCCGCCCCGCGGCCUUGCCGCGGCCCGCCUCGCGGCUGCCAACGCGGGCGACGUUGCCGGCACGUGCGGCGCCCUCAAAAUGCCUCGGGCUCUGGACACCGCGGCGCGGCUCGCGCUCGCCCUCGCGGUUUCCGCGCUCAUCGCCGCGCUGCUGCCGCCGCUGCUGCGCGCCCUGACGGCCCGCCUCCGCCGCGCGGGCCUGCUGCCGCCCGCCGCGGCCCCGGCGCGCGCGCCGCCCCCGCCGCUGCGGCGCGCCGUGGUGCUGCAGAUGCUGCACCGCGGCUGUACGAUAGAGCUGACAGCAGCGGAGGCCUUCCUGCUGACCGCGAUUUGUGAAGGCCUCGAGGCCUCCCGCCGCGCGCUGCGCGCGUGCGUGGGCGCCGCGGGCACGCGCGCGCUCGUCGAGGCGUGCUGGCGGAAGGGGGCCGGGUGGUGCGUCUGCAGGCGGCCGCCGGACGGCGACUGGCUUUUCGGCGACGACGACUGA